GUCAUGAGCUGUGGCGAAGAUGUGGUUCCUCCUCCUUCUCCUCUACAUAGCUCACGUUGAGCUGGUGAUUGCACAAGAUGGGAAUAGGCUGAUUCUGAAGAGCGAACAGAAGAACAACCCAUGUGAAGGCUACAUUGAAAUCACCCACAAAGGUGAAGUGGGCUAUGUUGGAGAUCAGACCUGGGAUGACAAAAUUGAAGAAGUGGUGUGCAAAAGUACCCACUGCGGGGAUCGUGUGGGAAGCGCAAUACAAAUUAUGCAAAACUCCAUUAAGAAUAUCUGGCUGAAUAACCUGAACUGCAGUAAAACCUCGGAAAAUCUUUGGAGCUGUAAACAUCCUGGUUGGAACAAGAGCGACCAUUAUCAGGGGUAUCUGAGAACCAUUACAUGUGAAAAUGAAAUCAAAAUAGGCCUGGAUGGACCUAAAUGUGCGGGAGCUGCCAACUACUCAAUAACAGCUAAAGAAACAAAAUCAGGUUACUUUUGUGCUGACAAUUGGGAUGAUACUGAAGCCAAUCAAUUGUGUAAAAAUCUUGGGUGUGGUGAGUCCAUAUCCAACAAACCCAAACUGGAUUCUACAGUACUGACUCGUUUCAAAGACUCAGACAAGAUGAAGGUCAAGUGUAAUGGCAUUAAACAAGUAAAUCAUCUGUGGCAGUGUGUCACCGGGUUAUCAGAACAAUGCCGAAGUCCUGCUUCUGUCACAUGCAAAGAGUAUAAGAGACUGCAACUCCAAGGAGACAAUUCCAACGUGUGUUCUGGGCAGCUGCAAGAAGAGGAGGGUCUCGAAUGGAAAAAUGUUACAAAAAACAAAAACCAGUCUGAUAUGUGCCAGAAUAUGCACUGUGGUAAAGGAGUCAGUUUAUCUGACAAUGGCAUACUGAACUGCUCAGACAAUGUCACAGUGGUUCUGAUGGACAACAAUGAAUCCAGCGAGUGCUAUGGUAAAGUGUAUGUCAAAGUGAAUAAUAAAAGUCAUCCCGUGUGUGCCUCCUCUUGGGAACUAAAGGACGCUCAAGUGGUUUGUAGCGCUCUUAAGUGCGGGAAAGUGGUUAGUAAAGAGACAAGGACAGAGCGGGUUAAAGGGAUAAUGGACGACGUGGAAUGCUCAGGCAAAGAAUCCUCACUGUGGCACUGUAGAGCCAGGCAUGAGCUUCAACAGUGUUCUUCAGUCGCCUACGUAGUCUGUUCAGAUAGUGUGAAUGUGACCUUGAGAGAUGGACUUGGAAAAUGUGCUGGGAGAGUGGAGAUCCAGUAUGAAGGCAAAUGGCAAAGAGUUGGUGAAGCUGAAUGGACAGAUACCAAUUCAGACAUUGUUUGCAAACAAGUGGGUUGUGGAAAAAAUAGAAAACUCACCACUCCUGAGAAAUUCAGCCAGGGUUCAGGUGAAUUUCUGUCAAAAAAAAUAAACUGCCAGGAUGACAGCAAUGACAUAGCUGAAUGUUUCAAAGAUGCCACUACCCGGCAGCCACAGGGAGCAAAGGGAAUAACCUGUGAGGGCCAUAGGGACAUAUUUCUAGUGGGAGAUAAACCCUGCUCUGGCAUGGUGAGGAUAGCAGAAGGUGAAAAAAACUACUGGCUCUCUGGGUCUAAUGAGACAUGGACCAGUGACGCGGCAAACACAGUGUGUCAGCAGAUGCAAUGUGGAACCAUGAAGGACCAUGGCACACGUAAAAUUAAGGCUGAUAAAAAGAAAGGCCCCCAGAUCCAAUCUUACAAAUGCUCAUCCAAUUACUCAUCUCUGUUUGAGUGUGAAGAAAAACCCCCACUGCAAUACAAGAGUGGUGACCCCAUUGCCUUUGUGAAAUGCACCGGAGAAGUCAAAGCGAAUCUGUCCAAUGGCUGUUGGGGGACUGUAGGUUUUUGCGUGGGCGCAAAAUUUGGAGGAGUGUGUAAAGACACCUGGACACCUGCAAAGUCUGACAUGCUGUGUAGAGAACUGGGCUGUGGGGACAAAGCAUUAAAAUCUAUCUCUAAACCCCCUGAAAGCAAAGUGAUGUUCAAAAGUGUGCACGGUACAAACAAGAUGGCCAACCUGACCCAGUGCAACUUCAUCAUUAAUAAUGACACUGAUAUCGAGUGUAAACCAGCCUAUGCUGUUUGUUCAGGUAGUGUCGUGUUCAAAAUGGACCUUUCAAGAGACAAAUGUUCUGGAAAUGUUAGGGUAUUGUAUGAAGACAAGUUGCUGCCAGUUUGCAGAAAAGCCCUUGAAAACAGCAAAAUACAAAGCAUCAUCUGUCAGGAGCUGGGCUGUGGUACAGCUGACAAACUUAUUAACUACUUUGGACCAAAGUCACAAGAAAGUCAUGUCAUCUCAGAAAUCAACUGUCCAAGUGCCAAUGGCUCAUUAAAGGCAUGUGAGAUCACUCCUGCUACUCCUCCAGACGACUGUAAUCCUGUUGGCCUCCAAUGCUCCGGCUGGCAGAAGAUUGAGCUAACAGGAGCCGGCAAGGCCUGUAGCGGAGCUGUGUCUGUUCACUCACAGCAGGAGCAAAAAAGACCUGUCUCCCGCAAAGGCUGGGGCGAAAAUGAAGGGAAAAUACUUUGUCGGGAUCUAAACUGCGGCAAAUACGUAAUAGCCCGAAACAAGACACUCUCGAUUCCAUCCUUACCCUCCUCUCCAUGGACCUCACACUUCAACUGUAACGGUACAUUUGAGAAUCAGCAAAACAUCUGGACAUGUGAGAAGCCACCCCCAAAUGAGAGAGAGGUGGAUCAGCUCAUCAUUGAAUGUGACGGUGAGCCCAACAUCACCCUUUCAAAUUACUGUCAAGGUGAAGUAAGAAUAAAUGGCACUAAGGUGUGUGCGAGUCACUGGAAAGACAUCAAUACAAAGUUGGUUUGCCAGCAAAAGAAGUGUGGCAACGCUAUUGAUGGUGUCCCCAGUGUUACAAAAGCUGACCGAUCUGUGGACUACUACAAUGUCAAGUGUGAGGAAAACCAUUAUGAACUUGGCCAGUGCAAGAGAUAUGAGGAAAAGUGCAAGGGAAAUUUGGUGUCUGUUUCCUGUGUUAAUGGUGUCAAUUUCAAUACCACAAGCUAUUGUGGAGGUCAGAUUGAAGUCAACUAUCAAGGUGUUUGGGAAAAAGUGUGUUUUUCACAGUCAUUUACCCAGAGAUUUAAGGAACACCUGUGUAACAAGCUCAACUGUGGUACUUACAAUAGUAGCAUAAAGGAUGCUAAAGAUGGACCUAAGGACAAGUGGAACAUAACACUGGAGUGUGCAGAAAAAACUCAGGACAUCAAUUACUGUGUCAAGUACAAGUCUUGUGAAAAAACCCGUGCCGCUGAGAUCUACUGUGAAAAGUAUGUGAGGCCCGCCCCAAUUAUCAAUAACAGCUUCAUAGUGCCUAUCAUCCUGGGAGUUGGCUUUUUUCUGGUUCUGGUGAUAGUGAUUGUUCUACUUAUUCGAAUCUGCAUCGUCAAGAAAACCAGGAGAGCCAAGAACGCCUCAUUGAGAAUGUUCUCAAGAAAAGAAGUAGAGUUUGAGAGUGGCGACUACGAGGAUGUAACGAGCAAAGCAAAUGAAAUGGAAGACUUGAACCGAAGCAAAUUCAUAUCAGAGUCUGAAGUCAUCAUGGAGAACGGCGCGCAGAGCUCUUCCUCUCUUUCUUACGACGAUAUUGAUGGCAUGCUUGAGACUCACCCGCUGACCUCUAAGGCUGCCACAGCUGGUGCUUCAGGAGACAACGUCCGUGAGGCUGCCCUCGAUCAAAGCGAAGAUGGGGUGACCUACGAGGUGGAUGACCCACUGGAGAAUUAUGAUGACAUUGAAGCUGGCCCUGAAAUCACUCAGACUGAAGCUGAAAUCCACCAAAGUCCACAAACAGCACCUGAAAGCGACACAGCACCACCUCCAGAUUUAGUGGAGGGGGAUGAUGACUACCUGGUCCCAGGCCAAGAUGGGUGAGCCAAAACUGGGUUCAACUGAUAUUAAUUCCAGUCUGGCAAAGCAGUACUCCCCACAACCUAGCUCAAAAUUACUCUGACAUCCUCAAAAAUCAAUCAAUCAAUCAAUGAUUGAAUUACAAUGCAAAAAAAUAACACAAUAGUUCUGCAUAAUCUGAAGUAAUGACCAUUUCAUAUCAGACAAGAUUGCACAAAAAAAGGACAUGCUUCAGAGUCUGAGAAGUUCCCUCUAUGUAUGGUAUACACAACUUGAAGGCGCACUGCUGAUUUGUGAUCCUUUCAGUGCCAUUAAAUUUGUUAUAUCACUGAUUAUACAAAAGUGUUUAUUAUCAAAAGUGUUGGCCUCAAAAGUGUUCACAGGAAGUAAAUGGUCCUGUCUCUGCAAAUGUACAAAAUUAGAGUGAUAGAAACCAAGGGGGAUAAAAUAACUUUUUUUUUUUGCUUUCUCUUUCUCUUUCUCUUUUUUGUUCUAAAAUUCUACUGCCUGCUGUUGAUUUCAUGGCUUGAAUGAAAUAUGUGCAGAAUGUUUUAUAAUCAUAUG
Messenger RNA from Plectropomus leopardus (leopard coralgrouper), 4450 nucleotides. The record is from RefSeq and is a predicted model, not a curated record. Lineage: Eukaryota; Metazoa; Chordata; Actinopteri; Perciformes; Serranidae.